AUGUUGACGAGUGCCUAUCCCAAGAGGCAGGCUCAACGUCUUUACCUGAGCGAAUCACACCCCUACCUUCUUCUUCUUCUUCUUCUUCUUCCAUUUGAUUUUUUCCUUUAUUUUAGCACCCUACCUUCUUCUUCUUCUUCUUCUUCCUUCUUCUUCUUCUUCUUCUUCUUCUUCUUCUUCUUCUUCUUCAGCCAUUUGCUUUUAUUCCUUCUACCUUUUAGCCUUCUACCUUCUUUUCUUCUUCUUCUUCUUCUUCUUCUUCUUCUUCUUCUUCUUCCUUCUUUAGCCAUUUGCUUUUAUUCCUUCUACAUUUUUUUUCUUCUUCUUCUUCUUCUUCAGCCAUUUGCUUUUAUUCCUUCUACCUUUUUCUUCUUCUUCUUCUUCUUCUUCUUCUUUUCUUCUUCUUUUUCUUUUUUAUUCUUCUUCUUCCUUUUUAGCAAUACUACCUUCUUCUUCUUCUUCUUCUUCUUCUUCUGCCAUUUGCUUUUUAUUCCUUCUACUUCUUUUUCUUCCACUUCCUCCUUCUCCUCCUCCUCCUUCUUCUUCUUCUUCUUCUUCAUUUUUGCUUUUAUUCCUUCUACCUUUUUAGCACCACUACAUCCUCCUCCUCCUCCUCCUCCUUCUUCUUCUUCUUCUUCAGCCAUUUGCUUUUUUAUUCCUUCUCUUUUUUUAGCACCCCCCUUCUUCUUCUUCUUCUUUUUUCUUCUUCUUCUUCUUCUUCUUUCUUCAGCCAUUUGCUUUUAUUCCUUCUACCUUUUAGCACCCCUACUUUCUUCUUCUUCUUCUUCUUCUUCUUCUUCUUCUUAUUCUUUUCUUCUUCUUCUUUACACCACUACAUCCUCCUCCUCCUCCUCCUUCUUCUUCUUCUUCUUCAGCCAUUUGCUUUUAUUCCUUCUACCUCUUUUAGCACCACUACCUUCUUCUUCUUCUUCUUUUCUUCUUCUUCUUCUUCUUCUUCUUCUUCUUCUUCUUCUUCAGCCAUUUGCUUUUAUUCCUUCUACCUUUUUAGCACCCCUACCUUCUUCUUCUUCUUCUUCUUCUUCUUCUUCUUCUUCUUCUUCUUCUUCUUCUUCUUCUUCUUCAGCCAUUUGCUUUUAUUCCUUCUACCUUUUUAGCACCACUACCUUCUUCUUCUUCUUCUUCUUCUUCUUCUUCUUCUUCUUCUUUACACCCCUACCUUCUUCUUCUUCUUCUUCUUCUUCUUCUUCUUCUUCUUCUUCUUCUUCUUCUUCUUCUUCUUCUUCUUCUUCUUUUUGCUUUUUUAUUCCUUCUUCUCUUUUAGCACCACUACUUCUUCUUCUUCUUCUUCUUCUUCUUCUUCUUCUUCUUCUUCUUCUUCUCCGUCACCCGACCACUCCUUCUUCUUUUUCUUAUUCUAUGUCUCUUUUUUCUGAUUAUCUACACCUUCUUCUUUUUCUUUUCUUCUUUUUUGUCUUCUUCUAUCCUGUUUUCCUCUCGUUUAGCAAGCCCCUCUUCCUCCUCCUUCAAAAUAUCUUUGUCUCUUUCUUUCUGAUCAGCAACACCUUCUCCAUUAUCAUGUGCUUCUUUUCACUUGCUUUUAACUUCUCCUCGUACUCCUCCUUCUGCCAUUUCUUCUUUUGCUUCUUCUCCCUCUUCUUUUUUUGGCACUUUCUUUCCCAAAUCCCUUUCUUCCCCUUCUCUUUCUUCUCCUCCUCCUGUUUUUCUUUCUAUUCAGUAACUCUUUUUUUUUCUUUUUCGAUAUCACUUUCCUUCCGUUUAGUAACUCCUUACUCUUCUUCUUCUUCAUUAUUCUUCGUUCCGCUUAGCAACUCCUUUUCUUUUUUUAUGUCAUUUCCUUUCCGUUUCAGCUUCUUAUCUUCUUUCUUUCUUUCUUUCUUUCUUUUCCUCUUAUUCGCUGUCUCUUUUCUUCUUGUUUUAUAUCACUCUCCUCUCGUUUACCAACACCACCUUCUGCAUUUUUUUCAUUUACCCUUCUUCCUUUAUUUACCACCUUCGACAACUCCUUUGCUUGUAUUUCUUUUCUUUUUUCCUUUUUUGUCCCACUUCUUUCUUUUUCUUCGUUUACUUUCCUUUUUCACUUUCCAUAUUUUCUUCAUCUCUUUAUCGAAUACCAAGUGA
This is a messenger RNA of Acanthosepion pharaonis, 2100 nucleotides long. The record is from the annotation of a GenBank genome assembly. NCBI's taxonomy places the organism in Eukaryota, Metazoa, Mollusca, Cephalopoda, Sepiida, Sepiidae.